ACGUCACUUUGAAUAUCUCUUGAAAUUCACAGAUCUGUUUAAACUCUCGUUACAGAUCACACGACUAUAAUGCUGCGUAGAGAUGUGGAAUCUAGCAUAUCAUAUUGGUUGUGUUUGCAAUAGCAAGUUUGUUUAAUUUUGUCGGCAGUACUCUGAGUUACGCAUUUCCAUAGAUUUUGUUCGUGUAUUUCACUCACUACUCAAGCUUUCUAGGGUUUUACUUUUGCAGCAUAAGAGAUGUUGUUAGUGAUUGAAUUAGGACUGUAAUUUGACAUCUUAUACUUAUUAGUCUCGCUCCUCAUCUAUUCUUAGCUACCUGAUCUCCGACGCUCCUUUCUUUUCCCGGUGUUCCAAUGAUCUUUUCUUCCCUGUCUCCGGCGUUCUCUCACAGAUGAGAUAUCGCCUUGAAUACGUCCCAACAGCUGCUUCUCCCUGCUCCCCUCUCCUUCUCCAUCGGCAACGAUCUUCUCUCUUUUUCCUUUAGGUUUACAUGUGAAUUGAUUUUAUUUUGGUUGUGAUAUCAUAUGUAUCUGUUCAUUUGCUGCCUAGGUGUUGAUAAUUGUUCAAUUGCUACUGCUCAUAACAGGAAAGACACAUUGUGUUCAUAUAGAAAUAAACAGUGGGUUUUUAACAUUUUUGAUUCACUGUUUAUCUCAUAUUCUCAUUGCAGAUUUAGAUGACAAAUGAUGUGGAAAACCCACAAAAAGAUCCCCUCCCUCCUCCACCUGUCAUUGAAUCAAAAAACUGUUAUGAAAUUCCCUUACCCUGGUGCCCUAACUGCAUUACAAUACUUCACAAGUGCAUCCGGUGUAUUCCUUUUCGGGUCCCUCAACUUUCUCCAACAUGACCGAUUAGACCUUCAAACAAUGUGGCGUUUCCUUCCAGCUGCCAUUAUAUUCUAUCUUUCCCUCUUCACAAACAGUGAACUCCUCCUUCAUGCAAAUGUUGACACCUUCAUUGUAUUUCGUUCAGCAGUUCCAAUCUUUGUUGCCAUUGGAGAAACCCUUUACCUCCACCAACCAUGGCCUUCACUCAAGACAUGGCUUUCACUUUCCACCAUUUUUGCAGGGAGUCUACUGUAUGUCAUCACAGAUUACCAGUUUACCCUCAUGGCGUAUAGCUGGGCUUUAGCAUAUCUUAUAAGCAUGUCGAUAGAUUUUGUCUACAUAAAACAUGUGGUGAUGACAAUCGGAUUGAACACAUGGGGUCUUGUUCUUUACAAUAAUCUUGAAGCUUUGUUACUUUUCCCAUUGGAGUUGUUGAUAAUGGGGGAAUUGAAGAAGAUAAAACAUGAAAUCAAAGAGGAGACAGAUUGGUAUUCUUUUGAGGUGAUUUUGCCAGUGGGUUUAUCGUGUUUGUUUGGUUUGGCGAUUUCUUUUUUUGGGUUUUCUUGUAGAAGGGCAAUUUCGGCAACGGGUUUUACAGUUCUUGGGAUUGUGAAUAAGCUUUUAACUGUGGUGAUUAAUUUGAUGAUUUGGGAUAAACAUUCGAGUUUGAUUGGGACAAUUGGGCUUUUGAUUUGUAUGUUUGGUGGGGUUAUGUAUCAACAGUCUACUAGCAAAAACCCUAAUUCCAAAACUUCUUCUGAUGUUAAACAAGUUGUUGUACAAGAAGAAGAUGAGCAACAAAAACUGCUUGAAAUGCAAAAUGUCACGAAUUCAGAGGAAGCAAAAUGAGAUACAUGUUGCUUUUACACAUGUGUUGUAUACUGGGAAAUUGUUACUUUACUUACAAUAUUGUAGAAUAGGUCAAAGAUUCAUUUUUUUUUUAAAUCAAAGGAGGACAUCGUAUUUGGUUAUGCACAUUAAGAUUUAUCAAGUACCAAAUGUUUGGUAUCGUUUUGUUAGAAAUAGUUCAUUGUUUCUUGUAUAAUUUGCAUUCGUACACUAUUUUUGUGCUUUAUAAACCUAGUCCUACUACAUGCUUUUUUGUGCAAUAGUUACAAAUGUGCCAAUAUUAAUAAACAAGCAAUUUUGUCCUC
Molecule: messenger RNA, 1981 nt
Organism: Lactuca sativa (garden lettuce)
Lineage: Eukaryota; Viridiplantae; Streptophyta; Magnoliopsida; Asterales; Asteraceae
Source: RefSeq, a predicted model, not a curated record